AUGCUCGCGAUGCCGUGCGCUUCGCGCAACGUGCGCGCCCGGAAGGAGAGGCUACCCACCAUCCGAGAAGAUGAAUGCCAAGAUUUGGAGAAGGAUGCCACUCAGGUCCAGCUCACGCUCUGCCGGACUUUUGGCGACCUGGAAGGCAACGUCACGGCUGAGAUCGCAGAUGAUGUCAUCAAAUUCCUGAAGGCGAUGCCGCGGGAGGCCUUCGCGGCGGCCUUGCAGUUUCUGGGGCCCAAGAUGAGGCACUUGGCGCUCAGUGAGACAGGCAGUCGCAUUGUCCGGUGUGCCAUCGACAAAGCGACAUCCGCUGAUCGUCACGUGCUGCUUGCUGCCUUCCGCAACUCCGUGGUGGAGCUCAGCAGGUCGACCUCAGGCCAUGAAAUCCUGGUGCAGCUGAUCGACUGCAUCCCGGUGUUCUCGCUGAACUUUAUGAUCUGCGAGACCAUCUCUUGCUGCGCAGAACUGGCCCUCCACAAGAACGGCUCCGACGUCAUAGAGUCCAUGCUGCUGCACUUCCACCCCACGCAGCUUUCGGACUUCUCCAUGAAGCUCGUGGAGGCGGCCCCGAGGCUGACGCGCUCGCCUUCGGGCAGCCGUGUGCUGCAGACGCUGGUAGAGUACGGGGGCCCCAGCUGCCGGGAGCUGCUGCUGCGGCAGCUGCUGCCGCAGGCGGGGCACCUGGCGAUGAACCCUAGCGGCUCACAUUUGAUUCGCAAGCUGCUGGAGCAGGGGGACGAGACCGGGCAGCUGGUGGCCGGCGCUUUGCUGGAGGCCGUGCGAAGCAAGGCGGUGCAGGUGGUGAACAUCGCCUGUAGCCGCUGCGGCAGCGCGGUCCUGCAGCAGAUGUCCAGCAUUGAGGCGCCUGAGGUGGCGGAGCUCCAAACCAGACUCAACGAGGCGGUGCCUUUCUUGGAAAAGUCCCGGUACGGCCGAAGGCUUUUGCCCGCCUGA
Messenger RNA from Effrenium voratum, 957 nucleotides. Lineage: Eukaryota; Dinophyceae; Suessiales; Symbiodiniaceae. The record is from the annotation of a GenBank genome assembly.